Messenger RNA from Amblyraja radiata (thorny skate), 4888 nucleotides. It is a transcript of the gene sack1h, whose product is annotated as scaffolding CK1 anchoring protein H. The record is from RefSeq and is a predicted model, not a curated record. Bases 170 to 3643 code for a protein of 1157 amino acids. Gene Ontology annotation, cellular component: keratin filament. Gene Ontology annotation, molecular function: protein kinase binding; keratin filament binding. Lineage: Eukaryota; Metazoa; Chordata; Chondrichthyes; Rajiformes; Rajidae. Gene Ontology annotation, biological process: protein localization to cytoskeleton; signal transduction; positive regulation of cell migration. The transcript is spliced from 5 exons.
CAUCCACGGGUGCGGCUCUCCGCCGGAUGUACAGCCGCGGUCCGGUGCUCAGCUCGCUCGGUCUCUCCCCCGGUCUCUCCCCGCAGCGCUUCCCGGGACAGGACGGGGCAGCGGCCGGCCCGCACAGCCCGCACAGCCCGCAGCAUCAGUGCUGCGUUGAGGCUGAGCCAUGGCACACCGGUCGCAGUGCUCGUCGUUUGGCGGUGUGGAUGGUGAGACUGGGCAGAUACCUCCACACUACAAGGAGUAUUACCGGUUGGCAGUGGAUGCACUGGCAGAGGAUGGGCUGGAGGCCUAUCACCGCUUCCUGGCCAGCGAGAAGGAGGUGGACUUCCUCUGCUCCAUCGAGGUCGAGCACAUCUGCCGCAACCUGAAGAAGCCGCGUCUGUUGGCCGUGGGGCAGGACCACCCGGACUCUGGCCAGGGCUACCUGGAUACCCUGCCCCCUGGCUACCAGGACUCGGACUCAUCGGGCACCUACUGGCCGGAGCACACGGACAUUGCGGCCCCGGUGCUGGAUCUGGGCUGGCCCAGUGGCCAACCCUUACGUGGGCCAUCUGACGUCACCAUCUUUGUGCACCCGCCUGCCCCCGACACCCUCAGCAUCAAGGAGGAGGUGCGCCGACUCAUCCGCUCCGCCACCCAGGUUAUUGCCAUUGUGAUGGAUGUGUUCACUGACAUUGACCUGUUUGAUGAGGUGCUGGAGGCUGCCAGCCGGGAGAUUCCUGUUUACCUUCUCCUGGACGAGAUGCAGUCUCACCACUUCCUCAACAUGGUGAAGAAGUGUAACGUCAACCUCAGCAACGUACAUUUCCUGCGUGUACGGACAUUGGUCGGAUCCACCUACUACUGCCGCUCGGGGCUCUCCUUCACUGGAAACCUGAUUGAACGCUUCCUGCUGGUGGACACCAACGCUGUGCUCUGUGGCUCCUACAGUUUCAUGUGGUCCUUUGAGAAGAUUCACCGCAGCAUCGUGCAGAGGUUCCAGGGCGAGCUGGUGGGCAUCUUUGACGAGGAGUUCCGCAUUCUUUACGCCCAGUCGCUCCCGCUGGAGGGGCUGGAGAACGAGGUGCCAGCCAUGGACAACUACUACAGCGUGGCCCCGUACUCGCGUGUGCAGAGGGGCCGCCCCAGGCGGGGUACCCACAUCCUGCAGGAGGACAUCCUGUCUCAGCACUCCAGCCUGUCCUGGGCCGAGUCCGACCCUGAGCGUUUCCCCCGCAUUGUGAGGCAGGAGGGUCAGGGCGCACAGUUCAGGGAGGGUGCGGGCAUCAGGAACUACGGCAGGCAGUUGCCCAGCUUCCAGCAGGAGCCUGUCUGCAGCUCAGUGCUCAGAGCCAAGCGCAUGGAGAUGGACGCUUUGAAGCGUCGGAGCUACGCGGAGGGAACGGCGGAGAGCUACGACUCCAGGGAAUACCGUUACGACUGGAUGAGCGAGCACCACGACCAGCUGGACACCCGCUUGGACCACGUGUUCCGGGAGAAGGAGCCUGGCGUGACGAGGGAGAGGUUCCGAUCCAUGAACAGUAAGCACCGCCUGUUUGAAAGGUUCCAGCAGGGCCGCCAGGACUUUCGCUGGGCCGAAGAGCCGGCCCAUGGCCAUGAGCAGAUGAAUUACGAAGAUGCUUUCCUCUCGGGGUACCCCUUGCAACCCCCGCUGUCCAACUGCUCCAGGGAAGUGCGGUAUGGGUCCAGCGACAUGGAGCUGGAGGGCGAGGGAAGGCUGGGGCUGGAGAUCCCGAAGCGGCCCAACAUUGGCCAGUCCUAUGCCUGCCAGAAGUCGCCCACACAGAAGCAGGUGCUGGACCCCCGGAUGCUGUUCCAGGAGUCGGGCCUGGGCCGUAAAUCCCAGGACCAGCCCACCAAGCUGGGGCUGCGGCGCUGGAGGCUGGGCUCCUACCUGAGCGACCAACCGGGCCUGCCCGAGGGAGACCACUCGUCAGCUGGCCACAGCGAGGGGCCUGGGGACACGCAAACGGGGAGGGAGCUGUGCGACACCCCCCUGAUCAGGGACCCUCCGCAGUUCACCAGCUACAAGCGGAUGGACAUGUACAGCUCCAAGCUGCAGAGCGUGGAGGUGUGCGAGGGUGUGAUGGAACAGGGGGAGGGGGAGCAGGUGAUGAAGCUGGCCAAGCACGCCUCGCUUCGGAGCAAACUCAACCCCCUGCAGCAGCGCGGCUCACGGCUACGCUCCUCACUCAUCUUCAACUCCUCCAAAAUCGAGCAGCACAUGACUCAGAAGAGCCGCAAGGGGCUGAGCAUCCGAGAGCAGGUGCAGGAUGAGGCGAAGGAGUGCCAGGAACAGAAGCCUCCCCCAGCCGGGAUACCAGAGGAGACGGCCGAUGAGGAGCGGCGCAGUCACAUCCAGGGGCCGGAGAAUGUCCAGCGCACGCCAGCGGAGACCGUCGCUCCCGGGCAAACGGAGCCGGAGCAAGGGCAAUCCUGUAUGGACAUUACCCCCAACACUCACCAUAGGGAGAGGGCAAAAUUCGACCUUCAGCUCAGCAAGAAGGUCCAGGAAGUCCUGAACAAGAUGGCACAGCGCACGUCGGCAGUCAAAGUGGUGGUCCCGCAGCACACAGACCACCCCCAGAAUCAGCCUGUGGUCAGCUCCUCUACUCUGACUACAAAGCCAAGCCCUCAACCCCCUGAGGCCGACACCAAACCACCUCCUCCCACCGGACCCCAGCCUCCACCGACCGUCAGUGUCACCAGAGAGGCACCAGGUCCCACUGAGGGCCACAAGAGACCCUCGCCCACCCCCAUUGUGGAGGAUGGUGCAGUCAAGGUCAGGCUGCACUCCACCACCGUAUGUGUGAACGGGCAGGGGAGUGAGGACGAGAAACCCCCAGCUGCCCCGACAACGCCCAAGGUCUCCCCGAAACCGAGGAACUUCCUCAACUUCCUGGGGGACCGCAGGUCCAAAGAGAUCCCUGGGCAGGGAGCGGCCAGCGGUGAGACGGAGAAGGGUGGCGAGCAAUCUCCGCGGGCCACGGUGGAGAUGGAGGAGAAGUCGCAGAGAUCAGCGGCGGUCCCCGGCGUAGUGCCGGUGAUCAAGGCCACGGCACUGGCAUCUAGUGGACGCUACGGCACCUCGGCCAACGUCCUGUACACCACCAAUCUCCGCGAUGACACCAAGGUCAUCCUGGAGCAGAUCUCCGCCAACAGCCUGAAGAACCGGGAGGGGGCCAGGAAGGAGGUCGCCGUGGCGGAGGGCACCAAGCCGGAGGUUGCAAGAUCGGAGGUUGCAAGGGCGGAAAUCGCCACCGUGGAGGUCGCAGGGUCGGAGGGCACCAAGCCGCUGCCCGCGCCGGCCAGCGGGGAGCAGGGACCCUCCGGCACGGCCCCGGCCGAUGGAGGUAACAGCGCUGUUGCCAGCAAGCCGUGUGUGGAUGUGCCGGAGAAGCCCAAGGAGACCCCCAGCCCGGCCGACCACACUGACCCCUUGAUCCGCAGGAUCGACAGCUUCAGGAAGGAGCGGCGCGUCUACAGCCGCUUCGAGGUGUUCUACAAGCGGGACGAGCCCCCCAAGGCAGAGGGCAACCUCUCGGGGCAGCAAGACUCCAAGGACACGGACGGAGCCGACAAGAAGAGACCGUCAAAGUUCAUCCCCAAGCUCUUAGGGACGUUCCGCAGGUUUUAACCACGGCCCUGGCGGCCACAUGUUGCCAUCCCGUCUGUGGCUCACUGACAUUUGGGGUGGGGGGGGGGGAGGGUGGUUGGAGCCAGGCAGCCCCCCAGCCCGUCCACAUCUAGGGGGCGGGAGGGGGGGGGGGUGGGUUGGGAAGCACCGUGAUAUCAGAGGGCACUAAACUCCCCGCAGCCGCCUGUAGUGUGUGAGAGAGGUCACCGCGGCUCGGGGUCAGUGAGGCUCGGGGUCAGCGGGGCACUGUUUUGACACCGGGCCGGUUGAAAUGACUGUCACUGGGGCGAGAGCAUGGCUGUGGUCUGACCAGGGUCACCUCCAGAGUCACAGAGAGCUCACUGCCUCCAGCCCACACCGACCCUGCAGCCCACCCACACAAUGAUAUGGAGGAGGCAUAAGUGAUGUAUUUGCCUCAACCUCAGCUCCAUGCCACUAGUUUGUGUUAUGCUCAGCUGUGGUCCUCAUGCCUGCCCUACUGACUCUGGACACUGUGUGAUCAGGAGCCACGUAUGUUGUCCAAGUGAACAGUAAAGGGGCAGAGCGGUGACGGGGGUGCCUAUCGCGCCCACAAGCUACAGUGGCCAGUCCCACCCAGACGCCCAUCUUGCUGCCAACCUUCUCAGGGCACAACCCGGCUCAAACCCUGCCAACCUGGAACAAUACAGGUCAGGAACAAGCUCUUCGGCCCAACAUAUCUGUGCCCACCAUCAUGCCAAAUUAAGCUAAUCUAAUCUCCCCUAUCCCCUGCCUGCUCAUGUGCCUAACUGCAUAUCUCUCAAACAUCGCUGUCAUGUCUGCUUCUGCCACCACCCCUGGUAGCACCUUCCAGGUGUAUUUAAAUAAACUUGCCCUCAUAUUAUUAUCUUUGCCCCUUCUCAACUUAAAAUUAUUUGCAGCAUUUAAUAGUUCCACCCUUGGAGAAAAAAGUUGUAGCUGUCCGCCCUAUCAAUGCCUCUCACAAAUGUUCUGAUGUUUAUCAGGUCUCCCUUCAAUCUCGGAUGUUCCAGAGGAAACAAUCCAGGUCUGUCCAACUGUCAUAACUAACCCCAGGCAGCAUUCUGGCAAACCUCCUCUGCACCCUCUCCAAAGCCCCCACAUCCUUCCUGUAAUGGGGCGACCAGAUCUGCAUGCAAUACUCCAAAUGUGGUCUAAAUAAUGUUAUAUAUAUCCGCUGUGUGCCCUUCCAACUUUCUACCGAUGCCCCAACCGAUGAAGGCAAACAUGCAGUACAUCAUGUCCAGC